GUCUCCCUGACUUUCCCGCCCGGGCUGGCUUUGAACCACGACCCUCAGCGCUCAGCCUCCUGAGUAGCUGGGACGACAGGCGGGAGCCCCCAGGAAUGUGAGCGUGGGAAAGGACAGCUGUGGGGCACCUUUCAAGGCCACAUACGGGGCGAGGGUCGCGAAGUUAGCUGUCCUGUCCUCCAGAUAGCUGGAGCACAGUCCCGGGUGGCGUGGGCAUGGAGAUCGGGGACCGCUUUCAAACCCGAGUUGGUCUUUCUGCUGGCAGCUCCAUGGAGGUAAAGUGCUCCCUGUGUGUUGUGGGAAUCCAGGCCCUGGCAGAAAUGGAUCGGUGGCGAGAGGUGCUCUCCUGGGUCCUUCAGUAUUACCUGGUCCCCGAUCUACCCCCCAAAGUCUUGGAACUGUGCAUUCUUUUAUACAGCAAAAUGCAAGAACCUGGAGUUGUGCUGGAUGUGGUCUGUGCCUGGCUCCAGCACUCAGACAACCAAGGCCUUCCAGAAUAUAGAGCUGUGGCUGAGCUGCACUUGCGGCACGUGCUGCUGCCCCUGGGCCGAGUGUCGGAGGCUGAGGAAUUCGUGAUGGGCUCCAGAGCCUUCGGAGAGGAGCAGCGGGAAGAAGUACUCCAGGCUGUGCAUGCAGCAAAGCUACAGCUCAAAGAGAAGCUCUCCGGCUCCCUGGAGGCCCAGAAGCUGAACCAGGAAGGGUCAUUCUCCCAUAAGUUCCUGUCACUACUGACAUUGCUUCGUCAGCUUUGGGACUCUGCAGUGAGCCGCCUCCUUUCUCUGCCCUUGAAGAAGAGCCUCCUGGCUGCCCUGAUUCUCUGUCUCUUGGUGGUGAGGUUUGACCCAGCUUCUCCUUCUUCCCUGCCCUUCCUCUACCAGCUGGCUCAGCUCUACCGCCGGAUCAGGAAGCUCACCCUCGCGCAUCUCCACCCGCUCGCCCUCCGUGACUAAGUGGUCUUCCCCAGCUGGCCUGGCCUCCAGUACAGAACAGCCGGUCAGGCUCCUGGUCUGGCUCCUGUAGCCACGCGGCCCCCUGGGAAUGAGCCUGGCUCAUGCUGGAGAGAGCAACUGAGCCAGGAGGCUCUCCUGUGGCUCUGAGCCCUCCUCUCCGCACCUCACAGCUGGCCUUGGGGGCAACAUGGGAAUAGAGGAUCUGGAGCCCCCCACAGCACCGCUGACACCAGUGGACGUCGGGGAAGGAGGGAGGGGUUUGGGAGCUGGGAGUUUGUCCCAGGAACAUUCCAUUUCUUUGACAAGGGCAAGUGUUGACUUUCAAGGUCAGGGUGUUGAUGGAACUGAAAGUUCAGAAAAAUGACCUUGGCCUUUCACUUCUCUGAAAAACUUAUUUCUGAAAUUACCCCAAGGGUAGCACCCUAAUUAGUGUAGAAGUCAGAAGAACCUUGUCUCCUACGCCUCUCUGCAUAGAAGUAAGCAUAACUACGUUUGCGUUUACUGUCCCAUCCCCCCUCAGCGAGCCUGAGCCUCCCGCUGCUGAAGGCAGUCACCAUCCACCACUCAGAACCACCCAGGUGACCAUGGGGCAAAGCCAGCCAGGCCUUUUAUGAUUGCAAAAGUGAUCUUGGUCUUUGCUGUUUUCCAGCCUGCUCGCAGCCUGUUGUGUGGCACUGUCUCUGCCACUCGGUCCGACUACAUGCCUGCCUGCCCUGCAAACUUUGUUUUCCAGGUACCCUUGUCUCCUUGGUCCACACUGGUCCCCUUCCUACAUCCUGUGUCCUGCUUCUAUUCUAUUACUUGUAUAAUGUACAGGCUUUCUGCUCUUAUGGCCAUGAAAAGUAGGCCAGCUUCAGAAGCGGAUGAGCUGAAAAUGGAAUGAGGUGAGCGGGCAGGGCAGUGUGGGGCCUUGAGCUCAGGGGAGAGGAGCCAUCCUAGAGAUGGCCACAGGAUCUUCGUGUGUCCUUACAAGUGGACGCAGAGUUCACUGUUACCAAGGUGACGGAAGCCCUCCAUUCAACAGGAAUCUGUGAAGGCCAAACAAGCCACCCAUGCUGGGGCCAGGAAAGUGGGGCUGAGUUCAGGGAUUGGAAGUUUACUUCUCUUUAGAAAAAGGAAACUACGGCAUUAAGACUUACAUCUAAAUCCUUA
Molecule: messenger RNA, 2102 nt
Organism: Dipodomys ordii (Ord's kangaroo rat)
Lineage: Eukaryota; Metazoa; Chordata; Mammalia; Rodentia; Heteromyidae
Gene: Pex26
Product: peroxisomal biogenesis factor 26
Exons: 4
Coding region: 216-950 (244 amino acids)
Biological process (GO): protein import into peroxisome membrane; protein import into peroxisome matrix
Cellular component (GO): peroxisome; peroxisomal membrane
Molecular function (GO): protein-containing complex binding; ATPase binding
Source: RefSeq, a predicted model, not a curated record